Molecule: messenger RNA, 612 nt
Organism: Entamoeba dispar SAW760
Lineage: Eukaryota; Evosea; Mastigamoebida; Endamoebidae
Exons: 1
Coding region: 1-612 (203 amino acids)
Source: RefSeq, a predicted model, not a curated record
AUGAAAGAAAGAAAAAAUAUGUCAUUAAAAUAUCUUAUUAAUUAUGAUGAACUUCCAUCAUUUGCUUUUAAAUCAAAACAAACUAUAAUAAAUUGGAAUGAUAAAUCUAUUUCUAAUGUUGAAUUACCAAAGAGUUAUAGUUUGAUAGGAAAUGUAGUUGUAAAUAAAAUGAAACAUAAUACAAAUGUACAUCCAAGGAAUAAAGUUGAAUUUAGGAAAAGAAAAUCAAAAGAAGUAUUUUUUAAUGAAAUUGCACCAUUUCAAAUGAAGAAGUAUGUAAUUAGUGAAAGAAGUAAAAAUGAUGAAGAUAAAAUAAUUAAUGAUGAUAAUGAAAUUAUUGAAGAAGAUAAUGUUGAAGAAAGAAUGUCAUCAAUUCAUUCACAUAAUUCUAUCAUUAAAAUAUCUCAAAAUGAAACAUAUAUUAAUGAAAUACAUGAAUAUGAUAGUAUAUUAACAGAAGAUGAAUUUGAAAAGAUAAUGAAAACAUUUAAUGUUCCACAAAAAUGUAUGUUAUGUGGAAUAUCAAAGAAUAAUAAUAUAUAUCAAUUACAAUAUAAUAUUAAAGAAAUAGAAACAAUUAUAUUCCCAUUUUCAUCAAAAAAUAAAUAUUGA